AUGAAAAAUUUAGCGGCUCUGGCCCAGCUCAAGCGGGUUUUUCCUAAUAAACACGCUCUGUACGAGCGUAUUGACACUCUUUUGGCCCAUGGAAGCGUCCUGCGAGUUGGAAUUGUUCCUCUUGCCAGCUCUAGAUCAGACAUCAAACGAGUCUUGGAGUCCCUGAUUGAAGACCCGUUGAACGAUGGCGAUUGGUUUCCCACUUUCCGGGCUCGUGCAUUGACCAAGGAUGUUAUCGUCAGUCAAAGCAGCUCUUUCGACUACAUCGAAACAAGAAACUCGGCCUUGGAGUACCCAGUUCCGUUUACCGGCCCUCCUAUUGAAUAUGUGGAAGUUUCUAAUCCUCAGGAUAGCCGUGAGCACUUGGCCAAAUGUGCCCUUAUAUUGUACGCUUCUACCAACCCAGCCGAAGCUCUUCGUGCGCCUAUUGCGACUGCACACCCUCACCUUCUCGUGCUUGAUAGUUUAAGACUUUUGCAGGCAAGUUCUGAUGCCCCUUCAAACUCAAAUGAGGUGGUUAUCUCCACUGAGCUGGCCGCACGGGGAAAUGAGCUUUUGCGAGAGUCCCCUAAAAACAUCACGCCCUAUUUGGAUUUGUACAGAAAGUCAAAUGUUGCUACCCUGAAGCAGCGAUUUGAUCCAACCAAAGUUAGAGUGCAGCUCUUGGACAGUGUUUUCAAGACAUGCGAUGGUCUAGUCGCGGCCGAUGGCCCAGACCAGGCAAUUAAUCGUGAAGUGUCGGAGCUACGCACAGCCUGGGCCGUCUCUGCCCAUCGUGAGCUGCAAGGAAGACUCAUUCCUGCCCUCGAAAAGCUCUUGUACAAAAAACUGGCCUGGUAUAAACUUUAUGCCCGCACUGACGACGUCGAAGCCACGACCGUGGCUGUUCUUAAUCAGGCCCAGCUUCCUCAGUCCAACCGCGAGCUUGAAUACAUUAUUGGACGAGUAGACAAGGCUGUGACUACUAUUCCGUCCAACGAAAAGCCAUCCCAAUCACCGAUAAGCACUGCGAAUGUGCUCAGCGCUGCGGCUGCUGUCAAGCUGCAAAACAACGCUUUAAAAGCCGUGCUAACAGCCCUCAGCGUACAAAUCCCCAUCUCCUUGUGUGCUGUCGGUGGCUGGUACUUUGCAGAGUGCACAGCGUACUCAAUGGGAGCGUUAGCUGGACUAGGCCUAGUUGUAGGGUUACAGAGGCUACAAAAGAUGUGGCUUAAGGCCGCGAAAAAUUACGAAAAGACCGUUAUUGAUUUAACGCGUACUUCAAUCACCGAAACAGAAACUCAAAUCUGGGAUAUGUAUGAGGAACGAGUUGCCCGCCGCCGACAGGAAUUGGCUACUCAGGAGCAUGCGUUGGCAGAGGUUAAAAAAGAGGUUUAUGAUCAGAAUUAA
This is a messenger RNA of Wickerhamiella sorbophila, 1389 nucleotides long. RefSeq lists its product as hypothetical. NCBI's taxonomy places the organism in Eukaryota, Fungi, Ascomycota, Dipodascomycetes, Dipodascales, Trichomonascaceae. The transcript has a single exon. Bases 1 to 1389 code for a protein of 462 amino acids. The record is from RefSeq and is a predicted model, not a curated record.